AGCAGAAACCAACAAAACAGGGGGGGGACACUGCCCCCACGGCCCGCAUUUGUCUCUGGCACAGUGUGUACCUGCUUCAUCCAGCACUCACCAGGGAAACCUCAACAGGCAGCCAGUGAGGCACCAUCAGGGGACCACGAGCCUCACUUCUGCGUGGCAGUUUUCUCCUCCAUCCCAUCCAGUGGUGAACCACCAGAGCCCCCCUCCCCCCCACGUAGUGACAGCCGUCCACUUCCUGGGCCGGAUGCCACACCACGUCACCCAGUCGCCUAGAGCUGGAAAGUACGCCUGACGUCACAGGCAAUGUCAGGAAGUCCCAGCGGUGGCAACCCGCACGCAGCGAGAAGAUAGCUGUUUUUUUUUAUUCCCUGGAAGGUGGUAGGUGGUGCAGCAGAAGAGUUCUGUGAAGUGACACGUUGGGCACAGAACAGCAAAGACCGUGGAGGACCAGCACUCACAGGACAGCUUCCCCUAGGCUGUGGAUGUAAAAUAUUCAUCCUACUCACCUUGAGCACAGGUUUGGGGUGUUUUAACCCAACUUCCAGGAAGGAACCAGAAACAGGUUGAUAUUUUAAAGCCACACCUUGGAGUGGAGAAGAUACCCAGUGGCAUCACUGAACUGACGUGGCCCCCUACCUCUGGCGAGCUUGGGAGGGGGAUGGGCUGAGCAGCCAUGGUGGUGACGCAGCUGGAGCUGGAGUUACGCUAUCGGGGCCGUAAGCUGCGGGGCUUCACCUGCAAGCUGACGCGCUCUGCCCAUGGCGAGCUGCCCGAGGGAGCCUGGCACAUCGCCGCCCAGGUGCUGCUGCCCUACCUGCUUGGGGGGCUGGGAGUGGUAGCGGCCGGUCUCCUCAUGGACAUCGUGCAAAACUGGGAGGUGUUUAAGAAGAUCACGGGGGUGUUCAUCUUGGUACCAGCCCUGGUAGGCUUGAAGGGGAAUUUGGAGAUGACACUGGCCUCCCGACUCUCCACAGCAGCAAACACUGGCCAGCUGGACGACCCCAGACAGCAGUGGGUGAUGGUGUGCAGUAACCUGGCCCUCAUCCAGGUCCAGGCCACCGUGGUCGGUUUCCUUGCUGCCCUGGCUGCACUGGCUCUGGGGGCUAUAGUGUCCCGGGGAGGGGUGGACCUGGACCAGGCGGCCGUGCUGUGUGCUAGCAGCGUGACCACUGCCUUUGUGGCAGCGCUGUUUCUGGGUAUUGUAAUGGUGGGGGUGAUUAUUGGCUCCAGGAAAGUGGGCAUCAACCCGGACAAUGUGGCCACUCCUAUUGCUGCCAGCCUGGGUGACCUCAUCACACUGUCCCUGCUGGCUGGGGUCAGCAGUACUCUCUUCGAAUACAGAGAGGUGUGGUACCUGUCCCCUCUGGUGUGUGGGCUGUUCCUGCUCCUCAUCCCAGUCUGGGUGGUGAUUGCCCGCCGCAGCCCACCAAUCCGGGAGGUGCUGAAGUCAGGAUGGCAGCCGGUCAUCGUAGCGAUGUCUAUCAGCAGCAUCGGAGGCCUAAUCCUGGACAAUACAGUGAGUGACUUUGGAUGCAUGGCUGUCUUCACACCUAUCAUCAAUGGUGUAGGGGGCAACCUAGUGGCAAUCCAGGCCAGUCGCAUCUCAACAUACUUACACUUCUGGAGUGUCCCGGGGGUCCUGCCCUACAAGAUGCGGCAGCACUGGCCCAACCCUUGUGUCACCUUCUUCACCGAAGGUGUCAAUUCCAAAUCAGCCAGGGUGCUGUUCCUGCUGGUAGUGCCCGGCCACCUGGUGUUCCUCUACGCCAUCUACCUUCUGCAGGGUUGCCGCACUGUCAUCACGCCCACCUUUGGCUGCUUCUACUUGUGUGCUGCUCUGCUUCAGGUGGGGAUCCUCCUCUAUGUGGCAGACCUAAUCGUGCGUUUCAUGUGGCGGCGUGGUCUGGACCCAGACAACUUCUCCAUCCCGUACCUGACGGCACUGGGGGACCUUCUGGGCACGGGCCUCCUGGCGCUGUGUUUCCACUCCGUCACACUGCUCAAGGAGGUGGGGCUGUGAGGGGGCACACCACAAGGUUAGCUUGUCCCCAGCUCUGAGGCUCUCAGUGACAACCACCGGAUCUGUCCGUGGUAGGGGUUCCGAAGAGAUGGGAGAGACACCUUUACCGGCCAAGGUGGUAGAUGCCCAUCAUCUCAAACCAGCUUAUGCUGCCUUUACCACCAAGUAAAAAAAAUCACCUGUGCAGCUAGAGUCAUGUGUUUAAAAUUUGUGCUGCCACUUUCUGUGAGGGGGUGGCUUCAGUGUGGGGCCUUUUGUUAUUCAUUUACGAGUGUUUUUAUCUUUAAUUUUGUAACCGUCUAACAAGAGAAAGUUGCUUCUUCAAUGCCCUUUGUGGAGUUUUUGGACAGUCAGCUCCAGGACCCACUGUAAAGUUCCCUGAAUGUUAUGUCCUAGUUCCACAAGAAGGACCUUCCUGAAGGCCGUGUGUCUGGUGUAUGUUUUAUGCUGUGUUAUGUUUCACUGAGUUCCUGUAGCAUCUACUCACCUGUCUAAUGUCAGCCCUGUCUCCAGGAUGAGCCACGAGAAAAACACACGACCCAGAAGGACACGAUUGAUAGAAGGGGGUUUGGACACAACCAUGCUGCACUUAUCACUGAAUAUUAGUGUAACAUUUGGUACUCAAUGCACUAAUAUACACAAAGGCUUCUCCCAGCAGAAGCUUGUCAGUCAUUUAACGAUGCUUUUCCGUCUUCAUUUAUUUAUUUUACAGCUGUGUGUUGUAUUUAUUUUUUAAUAUCCUUUUAAUGGAAAUUGCUUAGUCAUCAGUACUUCAGCUUAAUAGUUAUAAGGGCUUUGCCCGUCAAAGCCUUCCUCACACAGAGCUUGCCUGCUCAUCUGAAAAGCACAGAAGUACGUCCAGUGGUCAUCCAGUGCUGAAAUUACCGAGCGUAACUCUGGUCAUCCUGCUACUGGAUUUGUGAUCAGAAAGUUGCUGGGUCAGAUCCCAGGGGGGCAGCAUUUCAUUUAGGAAAAACCCAGCUGUGCAGCUGCCUAACUGCAGAUUUGCUUUGGACUGAAGCAGCAGUCCGUGGUUCCCUGGCAGCUGUGUGUGUGUGUGUGCGGACCUUCCAGCUCUCAUUAAAUUGCUGACAAACCUCAGUAGAGAGACAGAAAUUAAAUUAUUAAUUAGUUCAAAUUUAGUGCUUUAGGUCUACAACAUAACUGCACAUAGAACCAUUCUGCCAGGACUUGGUUUAGGGUCACAUGAAUUGAAAUAUCUGCUGCAAAGUAAUUUAAGUAGAUAAGGUGUUUUUUCUACCUCACCUGUCACACUAUCAUUGUAUUUACUAAACAUCUCUCUGUGUGCAUUGGAUUUCUAUGAAGAGAGAGUGUGCAGGAGAAUUAGCAGUGGAUUGUUAUUACCUUUUCUAAUUUGUCUGAGUAACCUUUAAUUUGCAUCUGUUGUGAUUUGUUUCUGUAUUUGUUCAUUGGAAUAAAGCUUCAGGAGGAUACAAGGAAAAUACUCUGCA
Messenger RNA from Paramormyrops kingsleyae, 3492 nucleotides. RefSeq names its product solute carrier family 41 member 1-like. Gene Ontology annotation, biological process: monoatomic cation transport. Gene Ontology annotation, cellular component: plasma membrane. The record is from RefSeq and is a predicted model, not a curated record. Gene Ontology annotation, molecular function: monoatomic cation transmembrane transporter activity. Lineage: Eukaryota; Metazoa; Chordata; Actinopteri; Osteoglossiformes; Mormyridae.